Aphanomyces astaci is the source of this 1009-nucleotide messenger RNA. RefSeq lists its product as hypothetical. Gene Ontology annotation, molecular function: transferase activity; folic acid binding. The coding region runs from base 25 to 984 and encodes 319 amino acids. The record is from RefSeq and is a predicted model, not a curated record. Lineage: Eukaryota; Oomycota; Saprolegniomycetes; Saprolegniales; Verrucalvaceae. The transcript has 2 exons.
AUCCAAGGUUCCAAGUGAAUCACAAUGUCGAGCUGCAGCAGCUCCAUGACAGCACGAGGGUGUGCCCACUUGGCGAUAGUGUAUGUGUCGGAAGGCCGAUGUCCAUCAAUCCUUAGCGAGUUGGCCGUGUUUGCAGCAACGGCCACAGCAACUGAAGCAGCUCCUCGUGCGUUGCUGGCACACUCGUUUGCAGAUCCCACGUACAACCGCACAAGUUUCUACUUUGUUGGCUCGCACGUCGCGGCGUCCGCGAGCUCCUUUGUCAAGGCGGCGCUCGCGCGGCUGGAGUUUUCGACGCAUCGCGGCACGCAUCCAACACUUGGGACGGUGGAUCACGUGUGCUUUUCCCCUCUAGGCACUGCUACUGCGCUCGACUCGGCAUCCGAAGCGUCGACGUUCGCGUCGAGCUUGCACUCUGCAGUGCCCACGCUGCCGAUCUAUGGAUAUGGUCCGAGGUUGACUGGGUUGUGUCUCAAGGACAUUCGCAAGUCCCUUGGCUACUUCACGCCUACGACCACUGGAGCCGCGACCAUAGGCAGGUUGCAUGCACUGGUGAAAGAAAACCCUCCAUCAGCCUGGACAACACAGCAUGUAAAUGCCAAAGGAAUCGACCCAGAGCUGUUGUCUCCUGAACCGCACGGCGUCUUAUGCAUGGGCUCCGUGCCACUAGUGCUCAACUACAACCUGCGGUGCCACCCACAAGACUCGAAACUUACCGUGGCCAAGCUAACACGGCAAGUUCGCUGUAUCGACCAGGUGGAAGCCCUGACGUUACAGCAUCAAGAUGGAGCGUACGAGGUGGCGUGCAACUUGUUGAAUUGUCAAGAGGGGACCCCUGCGCAAGUCUUGUCCGCGGCGGAGGCUGCCGCCGUGGAGGUGGGCGCACGCAUCACAGACGCGUACUUCACGGGGCCGACCGAGGCCGCGCUGUUAGAGGCUUGGCGCGCUACAAUUGUAUUGGAAAGUGGAGUAAAAACAAGCUAACGCGAGCAAUCAGUGAUUUGCCAAA